AUGUUGUCCUCUGCAAAGGGCAUGAAUACUGUGUAUAGGAGUGGCGGUGGUGGUGAUGGAACAGAAUCACCAAGAAAGCUAGAGAUCUUUACUGCUAAUAUUGACGGUGCUGGACAUGUACCUUCUGCAAGUAUUGACUUAAAUAACGCAACUUCUACUACUACUGCUGCUGAUUCCAUCUUGUUCUCCCUGGAUAACAAUGAGAAAGUGAUCGUUUUCAGUGAUGCUGCUGAAAAAUGCGCAACAAUGGUGCUUUCCGCAGUAUUUGAGGGUAUGUCACUGAAGCUGGAUAACACUUGUCCCCUAUCCAGUGUAGUACCGGAACCGGAUUUUGUUACUACAUCCAAGAAGUUAUUGGAGGGUACCAAGUUCAAUGCAUCUAAGCACUGUGCAUAUUCAUUAAGCAAGUCAGAUUUAAUAGAAUUGAAGCGUAGUAUCGUUAAAUCAGAUUUCAAACCCGUGCAAGACCCACUGUCAAUAUCAAAACUAAGGAAAAACUGUUCCGUUGAUUACCAUCCAUGGCAUAGUCCCAUAUUUGAAAUUAGUAGUUUGGAUUCCUCACGAUAUAUCUGCGAAAGUCUUGUCGAUUGUGACGAAAUUAGUGCUUCCCAGCCUUUCGUACUUUUCCCGUCCAUUAGGCUACUGGUUGCUGCUCUUUUAUGCUGUUGUUUCAUUGCACUUUCAGUGAGUACAUCAAAUAUGGCUGUAGCAUUGAUUUGCAUGACAUCCUGUACCAUAAAUGGUUAUAAAGGUGAUCUACAAUGGCGAAGUGAGCAGGAAGGCAUAAUAUUAGCAGCACAAAAUGUCGGUUCACUUCUGAUGGUGAUAACAGGACUGUGGGCCGAUCGGAUAAACGGUAAAUGGAUGAUCGGUGGUAGUUUAUUACUGUGUGCGAUUGCUAAUACAGUUCUACCAGUGAUGGCACAUGAAAGUGUAUGGUAUGCAGUUGGUGCAAGACUAGCAAUUGGCGCAGCGGACGCAUGCCUUACACCUGCUACCAGUUCUUUGAUAACACGAUGGUUCCCACAAAGUGAACGAGCAGCCGCAUUGGGUAUUGUUACAGGUGGCCGACAAAUUGGUACAUUAUUUAUUCUGCCAACAGCUGGUUACUUGUGUACACGUAAAGAUAUCAUGAAUGGUUGGCCUGCUAUAUUCUAUCUUAGUGGAUUGAUUUCUAUAUUAGUUGCGUUAUUCUGGAUUCCGAUGGGAGCUGACAAACCUUCCAAGCAGUACUGUAUAUCACGUCGAGAACAGAUAUUUAUCGAAAGCAGGAUAGCAUGCGAAUCAAUCGGUAAACGUACCGCUUCACGUCACACACCGUGGUCUGCAAUUGUUCGAUCGUCGGCAUUAUGGGCAGGAAUCUUUGCGCUUAUAUGCCAUGAAUAUCCACUUGUUAUCAUGCUGCAAUUCUUGCCUAAUUAUAUGCGUGACGUGUUGCACUUUGCACCUGCCAAGAAUGGAAUAGCUUCAGCGUUUCCAAUAGUCUGCUUAUUUAUAAGCAAAGCUUUUUCUUCUAGCUUUUCAAUCUGGCUCAUAAAACACACUGGCUGGACUAAAACUACUAUUUGUAAGAUAUUCAACGGUAUUGCAUCAGCAGGACUGUCACUGUGCAUCAUUACGGUACCACAGUUUGACCGAGAACGAUCUUCUUUUGCAACAAUUCCUUUAUGUUGCGGAAUGCUUUUUGCUGGUUUACAUACUCCGGGCGUACAAACGGCUUUGGUGCAACUUGCGCCACCGUAUUCAGGUAUCAUCACAGGUAUUUCCUUUUUUUUUGUUGCAUGGUUUGGCAUCGGUAAUAAACUUCUCACGAAGCAUAUUGUACAGCAUGGUACAGCGGAUGAAUGGGCUAAGGUAUUUUAUGUGUCCGGCAUAGUAGCAGCCUUACCAGUUGUAGUGUUUACAAUCUGGGGAUCCAGUGAGCGGCAGUGGUGGUCGGCACCCAGUUCAAAAACCUCAACACACAGCUUAAAUACACAAGCUACAGUAGUUUCCAACUGA
This is a messenger RNA of Brugia malayi, 2001 nucleotides long. It is a transcript of the gene Bma-cima-1, whose product is annotated as Major Facilitator Superfamily protein. NCBI's taxonomy places the organism in Eukaryota, Metazoa, Nematoda, Chromadorea, Rhabditida, Onchocercidae. Bases 1 to 2001 code for a protein of 666 amino acids. Gene Ontology annotation, biological process: transmembrane transport; monoatomic anion transport. The transcript has 8 exons. Gene Ontology annotation, molecular function: transmembrane transporter activity. The record is from RefSeq and is a predicted model, not a curated record.